AUGUUUGCCAGAAAACAUCUUCUUUCUAGACUCAGCCGCUUCCCAUCCAACAGGCGUUUCGCGUCUUCAAAUCCAAGCCAGUCCUCCUAUCAAGUGGUUGUCGUGGGCGGGGGCACCGGAGGUUUAGCUGUAUCGUCAACUCUGUCCGAAGUACUUGGUCGUAAUGCUGUCGCCGUGAUUGAACCAGCGAGUUAUCAACCAUUAUGGACCCUCGUUGGGGGCGGCAUCAAACCAUUUUCAGCAUCUUCUAAACCCGAAUCAGAAGUCAUGCCCCCUAAUGUCUCAUGGAUUAAGAACAAAGCAAUUGAAGUCAAGCCGGAGUCUAACUUUGUUGUCUUACAAGAUGGUCAACAAAUAAAAUACGACUAUCUAGUGGUCGCGGCAGGCAUUCAAUUGAAUUGGAAUAAGGUCAAAGGUUUACCCGAAGCACUUGGGAAAAAUGGUGUCACUAGUAAUUAUGCUGAGGAUUCGGUCGAGAAGACAUGGCAAUUUCUCCAGGAAUUUAAAGGAGGCAAUGCUGUCUUUACUAUGCCUAGCACGCCUAUAAAAUGUCCAGGUGCAGCCAUAAAGAUAGCAUAUCUCGCUGAAGAUCACUUCCGUAAUGCGGGUGUUCGCCAAUCAACACGCGUAAUAUAUAACACUGGAAUGGGUAAAAUAUUUAGUGUGGAAAAGUACGCUAAUAGUCUCACGAGGGUAGCUAAAGAUCGUGGUAUAGAAAUCAAUUUGGCAAAUGAGCUCGUAGAAAUUCGAGCCGAUAAAAAGGAAGCCGUAUUCAAGUCAAACAAAAGCGGUGAAGAAUCGGUUUUGCCUUACGAUUUCUUACACGUGGUACCGCCAAUGGGGCCUCCAGAUUUUAUUGCGAAAUCAAAUAUAGGCAAUGCAGCUGGGUGGGUGGAUGUUGACCAAUACACCCUACAGCAUAACAAGUAUCCGAAUAUAUACUCGCUCGGUGAUUCAUCUUCGGUCCCGACUUCGAAGACCGCAGCUGCUAUUACCGUUCAAUCUGGGGUGUUGAAACACAAUCUAUUAUCUGCAAUACGUGGCACUUUGACACCGCUAACAGUCGCCAAAUACGAUGGUUAUUGCAGUUGUCCACUGUUCGUUGGACGUGAUAAGUUGAUCUUGGCAGAGUUUAAUGGAUUCAAUGCUACUCCGAUGGAAACAUUUCCGUUUGAUCAGGGCAAAGAACGUGGAUCGAUGUAUUUUUUGACCAAAGAGAUAAUUCCUGAAAUAUAUUGGCGAGGACUUCUUAAGGGAACCUGGACCGGACCAGGACGAUUCCGCGAUUACUUCAACUGA
Molecule: messenger RNA, 1299 nt
Organism: Paraglomus occultum
Lineage: Eukaryota; Fungi; Glomeromycota; Glomeromycetes; Paraglomerales; Paraglomeraceae
Source: the annotation of a GenBank genome assembly